UACGUUUUCAUAAUACGAUAAGAUAAGAUAACGUUUCUGUCACGUGGCAUUUUCAUUGUGGUCAAGUAUCGAGAUAAGGGUAUCAACACCGUUCAUAAUCCUGUGGCUGUUAACGACGAUAUCAUGAAAUAUCCAUAAGGGUUCUCACUCUAUAUAGAUGACCAAAGCAAUAGACUAACAGUAAGAGUUAAGAGAAGGAAGAAGAAGUAGUCAUGGCUUACUCUAUGCUCUCCUCCGCCGCUGUUGUUACCUCCCCGGCUCAAGCCACCAUGGUCGCUCCAUUCACCGGCUUGAAGUCUUCCUCUGCAUUCCCAGUCACCCGCAAGGCCAACAACGACAUUACCUCCAUCGUUAGCAACGGAGGAAGAGUUAGCUGCAUGAAGGUGUGGCCACCAGUUGGAAAGAAGAAGUUUGAGACCCUCUCUUACCUUCCUGACCUUACCGAAGUUGAAUUGGGUAAGGAAGUUGACUACCUUCUCCGCAACAAGUGGAUUCCUUGUGUUGAAUUCGAGUUGGAGCACGGAUUUGUUUACCGUGAGCACGGAAGCACCCCCGGAUACUACGAUGGACGUUACUGGACAAUGUGGAAGCUUCCCUUGUUCGGAUGCACCGACUCUGCUCAAGUGUUGAAGGAAGUCCAAGAGUGCAAAACGGAGUACCCUAACGCCUUCAUCAGGAUCAUCGGAUUCGACAACAACCGUCAAGUCCAGUGCAUCAGUUUCAUCGCCUACAAGCCACCAAGCUUCACCGGUGCUUAAUUCGCUUUCAUAUAAUAAUAUCUUCUCAUUUCAUUUCCAAUAAGUCUGUUUCUUUUUUUCUCUUUGGAUUUCUGUUACGAGACUUUCUAUAUCGGAUUGUAAAAUGUCUGAUUUUAUGAACAUGUAAUUUCUAUA
This is a messenger RNA of Brassica napus (rape), 893 nucleotides long. RefSeq names its product ribulose bisphosphate carboxylase small subunit, chloroplastic 1-like. The coding region runs from base 213 to 758 and encodes 181 amino acids. The record is from RefSeq and is a predicted model, not a curated record. The transcript has 3 exons. Lineage: Eukaryota; Viridiplantae; Streptophyta; Magnoliopsida; Brassicales; Brassicaceae.